Diachasmimorpha longicaudata is the source of this 2442-nucleotide messenger RNA. RefSeq lists its product as uncharacterized. The record is from RefSeq and is a predicted model, not a curated record. Bases 16 to 2214 code for a protein of 732 amino acids. The transcript has 8 exons. Lineage: Eukaryota; Metazoa; Arthropoda; Insecta; Hymenoptera; Braconidae.
UCAUGAGGUCGUUAAAUGGGGAAUGCGAUACUUAAAAAAAUUGAAAAGUUUCCUCAACAAUCCACCACAAUGUCCAUUAAUUCUCAUAAUUUUCAUCCACCGACUGCUAUUUCAGUGCAACGGAUCGUAUUCUAUCGUUCUUCCUUUAAAUCUUCAACUGAUAAACGAUUUUUCAAAAUGAAAAUCUGGGGAAAUAUUUUGGCAGGAAUAUUUUUCCUGCUCGUUCAAUUGACAGCUGGAAAAAAUUUUCGGCCAAUUCUGUUGCCGGGUACCUUAGCGUCAUGGAGCUGGACAAUGUGGAACUACUUCCGCACGAGUCCCGUGGAACUGGGACCAUCUGAAGAUCUGAUGAAGAUCCGACGAAUGUGGAAUCAGCUCGGAGUUAUUCAACGAGUUGGGGUGGAACAGAUUAUUAAUUUUACGAAAGAGCACUCGGAUAUGAUCUUCAUGCGUGUCAAAGUACUGGAGGCAGUGCGCGAAGUUGACUCGGUCUUCAGUCAUUUUACGCAAAAUGUCCUGUCUGAUAAUGAAAUAAUGAGGACCACGGAUUGGUGUGUCUUCGCGUCAAGACAAUUGUACAGUAAUAAGUUAACGGAUAAAAUCGAUGCUGUCAUCAAGACGAUCAUCCCGCCGUAUGAGUUGUAUCCGUCUCUGCCUGCGAUGAUGAGUAAAGUUGGUAAGCAGAGCAAUGCGAGAGCUUGCAGUAACGAGUCUGUAUCAAUACAUUCCAUGCAUGCAGUGUACGAGGGGAUCCUGGCGAUUGAAGCGAGGACAUUCAUCAUCCAAGCAUUCGCUCACAGCUUUCUGUCCCGACAUAAUGGAGCUCUGAAACAAUGUACAUAUCGUAAUGGUAACGCUUACGCCGCUAUCCGGGAGGUGCAGAAUAAAUUUCGAGAUCAUCUUCGAUUGAUCAAUCGAGAAUUCGUGAAGAGAAUGAGCGAAACAACCAACAGAUAUCGAACGUGUGCUGAACAAGAAACAAAUUUUAUCGAAGGUGCCACAUAUUUCACAAUGACUGGGGCAAUAUCGACUGUUCUUGAAUUACCCAGCUCAGUUCAUCUAGGUGAAUUAGGUAAUCCUUCUGCCACCUGCAGUACUAUUGACACCGAGUUAAAAGGAAGACCAUAUUGCUCAGCCAAAUGGAAGGUCUGUGCAACUCAUCCAACAAUUGCUUGUCAUGGUCGGAUCUUCAACUGUAAAUUAUCUUCGGCGGAUUUAAUCGCAUGCCCGACGGAAAAUGGUUUGAAGCGUUACGAUUGGAUCCUACCUGACUCGGUUGCACGGAGGGAUGAUUCAAUCAGAUGUCGGGGUAAAAAACUGGUAGAUUUUCGAGCAAUCGAGGAAACUUGUAUUUGCGAAUGCAACGACAAUCACGUGGACUCGCAAUCUGUCCACAUCAUUAAUCUACGUCCUGUUGAAUCUGAUGCUGCUGAUAAUAUGGUUGUGACAGGUGUCAGGUUCAUUGUUGCGCACGGUAUAAUGCAAUUGCAAAUACAGCAAGGCAAAUUGUCGAUAAAUUUUAAAGUUGAACAAGUGCAUUGGAAGCCUAUUGACGACAUAAGUGAUGAAGUACGUCAUGCUAGACUACAAAGGGCCCCCUACAAGGGUCUCCGUGUUUUGCAAGAAAAUAAAGAUUUCAUGAUUUUGAAAAAAGGAGUGAAUAAUGCAGUUAAUCUCGAUUCGCUGGUUGUGCCCUCCGGAUGUAUUCUGACUGGGGUGAAAUUCGCUUUGACUAAGGGUGAAACGAUCCCGGACCGAAUAUCACUGGCUCUGAUCGCACGAAAAAUCAAACUGAACUCUGGAAACCUGGUGACGAACACGAAAAAAAUUAUUGUUCCCAAAGACAGGCACGAUUCUGCUUUGAGAUAUGACCUGGCGGCGGACAACAGGAUAGUCUGGUACUCAAAAUCAACUAAGUACAUUGAAAUCGACGCUGGUCGAGUCGAUACAUAUGUACAAUACACAACGCUACCCUAUUUCGAUGCAUUACCAGUGGAAUCACGACCUCCAGCUCCUCUGGGGGGAGUGGAACUGUUCUAUAAACCACGGAACCAGGAGAGUGGAUUUAUUUCCCUGGGUCUUAUUGGAUUGAAUUAUACAAAUUACAUGGAAAAUUCAGAGAAGGAUCUUAACAGUAUGUCAGCGCUAUUUCCGCUGCAAAGAGAAUCUCUCGUUGGGUCAUCAGAGAUGCCAUCACAGAAGCUCUUCAUGUAGCUGAAAAUAAUUAAAUAAUAUUCACUAAAUCAGUCGUUAAAUAUUAUUGAUCGAUUGAAUCACAUCGAGAAAUGUCUUAAAAUUUUCUGGACCUGUAUUACAUUAUAUUAUAAAAAGUGUCAGAAUGAUUUUCGUUUUUGAAUUGCAUUUAACAGCUAAAAAUGAAAAACAUUCUGACACAGCUGAUACUAUAAUUAUGAAUAAAAAAAAAAUCUUCUUCAAGCAAAA